This is a messenger RNA of Galendromus occidentalis (western predatory mite), 610 nucleotides long. RefSeq names its product UPF0545 protein C22orf39 homolog. The transcript is spliced from 3 exons. The coding region runs from base 176 to 610 and encodes 144 amino acids. The record is from RefSeq and is a predicted model, not a curated record. NCBI's taxonomy places the organism in Eukaryota, Metazoa, Arthropoda, Arachnida, Mesostigmata, Phytoseiidae.
CGGGUUGGAGGUUACCGUGGAAACAUAUGAGUUAUCCACGCGGCUUCCGUGGGAACUCCGAUUCGAAAGAUUUCUCGGGACUCGCAUGUGCUGCUGUGUUUUUUCGGUCUCGGCGUGAUAGAGACAUCAUCCCAAGAUCCAGGCUCCAACAGACCGUGACUUGAAUAAACAUAAUAUGAGCAGUGAUACCGAAAUAAGGCGCGACAUCACCGAGGAGGAUCUGGAAAAGUACCAAAAUCUGGUGCCUACCUGUGAACACUACGAGGAAGAGUAUAGUGAUUGUCGAUCCAUCAGAGCUCGUUUGCAUCAGAGAUUCGUUCAUGGCGAAGAGAUAGAUUGCGAGCCCUGGAAAACUGACCACGGAAACUGUCUGAAGUGGCGGAAAGAAAAGGACUUGACCGCUCUCAGAGCCGUGACCGAGAGUGAAAUCAUUCGAAUGCGGAAACGGCAGGAGGCCACGCGAGCCACCACUCAGGUUUGGGAGUUCCGCGAAGAACCGCCACCGGAUGCAGUGUGGAGUCCUCCUUUGCCACCGUAUCUCGCGGAAAAAGUGAAGAGCAGUAUGAUUGGUUCGCAGAGCCAAUCGUCCAAAGGCUGUGUUUUGAUGUAG